Macroventuria anomochaeta is the source of this 1038-nucleotide messenger RNA. RefSeq lists its product as uncharacterized. The record is from RefSeq and is a predicted model, not a curated record. NCBI's taxonomy places the organism in Eukaryota, Fungi, Ascomycota, Dothideomycetes, Pleosporales, Didymellaceae. Bases 1 to 1038 code for a protein of 345 amino acids. The transcript has a single exon.
AUGGCACAUCUUAAACUGCCGCUGGAGGUCAUCCUCAACGUGCUUGAUCAACUGGUUGGAACUCCUCAUGGACGGCAACCUAUUUUCGAUCCCUUGAGUCUUGUCACCAAAACCUUACGAGCACUCACGCUUACCUCACAUUCAAUAUAUCCAGUUGCGUCGAGAUAUCUAUAUCGCCACUGCCUUUACGUAAGCGAUUGCGUGAGCUACGCAUACUUGAGAAGAACAUUAGGACUCGAGCUUGGUGGCAACCAUCCUCAAUCACUUGCUUACGGACAAGCUGGACGAAACGACGAACUAUGGAACGAUGCCAAGGUACUGCAGUAUAUCACUGCUGCAUUUAUAUCUCCAAUGAAGACAUUGAAUGAAGACUCAAAGUAUAAUCGAGCGACGCCUAUGGUACGGCUGCCACAGAUCAUGGAUCUUUGCAGCAUUAUCGGGCCGAUGCUUAAGAGACUGGUAUUGGACAUGCAGCCUGUAUACUCUCCGCCUAGCGAGGUUGAGAACGCGAGAUUUUCUCAGAGAGACUCGAAUAUCUUUCUGGGAAUGCCAAACCUGGAGGAGCUGGUCGCAAGCUACGACGUUCCGGACUACUUUCAUUUACCACCGCCGAAUCUGAAAAGACUCGCUAUCACAAUACAAGACCUUCACGAUGUAGCGAUGAGGUUCUGCUUCUCUAUAUCGACACUGCAGACCCUUGUCCUACUCCGGCCAGUGGAAUUGAGCGCGGCAGACGUCAACGGCCUUUUCUCUGCGUACAAGGGUCAGAGCUUGGACGUCAUCCUAGUGGAUGUGAACUCGAAUCACCGUACACCAAAAGACACCAGAGACUGGACUGACGGCGACACGGUCAAGAUCUGGGAGGCAGAUGUCCCAACCAGUUUCUAUGGCGACGACGAUGACCUCAUCCUCUGCGACAAUUGGAUCUGGACUCAUGCUGUCAAGGGUACACUUUGGGCUCAGGACAACAGGAGAAUGGCUUCCUGGUCCGAAAUCCAACGAAGACUUACUGGACCUGUUCAUCAUAUCAUCGAUUGA